Molecule: messenger RNA, 1753 nt
Organism: Agelaius phoeniceus (red-winged blackbird)
Lineage: Eukaryota; Metazoa; Chordata; Aves; Passeriformes; Icteridae
Gene: HMOX2
Product: heme oxygenase 2
Biological process (GO): heme catabolic process; heme oxidation; response to oxidative stress
Molecular function (GO): heme binding; heme oxygenase (decyclizing) activity
Source: RefSeq, a predicted model, not a curated record
GGGUCCUCGCGCGGCGCCUCGGCCGCCUUCGCCAAUCGCGGGCGCGUGCCGUGCGCGGCUCCUGAUUGGCCGCGCGGAGCCCCCCGGGGCCAUAAAGCCGGGCCGGCGGCGCGGGGCCUUUGUCUGUCCCUGCCGGGACCCGAGGGCGGCGUCUGCAGCAGCGACUGGUCCCAGCAGUGGCCACAAUGCCAUCAGCCCAGGAGAGCCCAGAGGGGGGAGAGGAGGACAUUUUGCACUAUGAGGAAAUAGAAGAUGAUGCUGUCAGCCCCAUGGACCUUUCGGAGCUGCUGAAGGAGGGGACGAAGGAAUCGCACGACCGCGCCGAGAACACUCAGUUUGUCAAGGACUUCCUCAAGGGCCGCAUCAAGAAGGAGCUCUUCAAGCUGGCCACCGUGGCCCUUUACUUCACCUACUCUGCUCUGGAAGAGGAGAUGGAUCACAACAAGGACAACCCCCUCUUUGCUCCUCUGUAUUUCCCUGUGGAGCUCCACCGGAGAGAAGCUUUGGCCAAAGACCUCAAAUAUUUUUAUGGGGAAGACUGGAAAGAAAAGAUCCAGUGUUCAGAGGCAACUCAGCAGUAUGUGGACAGAAUCCAUCAUGUGGGACAACACGAGCCAGAGCUGCUGGUGGCUCAUGCUUACACACGCUACAUGGGGGACCUCUCAGGUGGCCAGGUGCUGAAGAAGGUGGCCCAGAGGGCCCUGAAGUUGCCCAGUACUGAGGAAGGGAUCCAGUUCUACGUGUUUGACAACAUUUCCAACGCACAGCAGUUCAAGCAGCUUUACAGAGCAAGAAUGAAUGCUCUGGACUUGGACAAGAACACCAAGGAAAGGAUUGUGGAAGAGGCCAACAAAGCCUUCAGAUUUAACAUGCAGGUGUUUGAUGAGCUGGACAAGGUGGGCAGGUCGCUGGGAGAAGAAGCCCAAGAUGGAGGCGUUCCAGUCCACGAUGGAAAGGGAGACAUCCGCAAGUGCCCGUACUAUGCAGACAAACUGGGCACAGCAAGCCCCAGCUGCCCCUUCCAUGCUGCUGUGGGCCUGGCCAGGCAGCCCCUGGUGCAGCUGGUGCUGGCAGCCUGCAUGGCCGUGGCAGCGGGAGCUGCAGCCUGGUACAUCCUGUGACGGGCACAGUCGGGUGUGGCUCUGCCUGGGGGCAAGGGCAGAGAUGGGCCCUGCCUGCUUUCCAACCCUUCCCUUGCUGCUGGUGAGUUGGCUGCAGAGUGGAGUAAGGAAAUAAACAGGAAUCCUGAGGGACUGUCCAGGCCUCCUUGCACACCUCUUUAGCUGAAUAUUGCACAGGACUCGUCAGUGCCAGGGGGUGAGGACUCCACUGCAGCACUGCCCUGCCCAGGCUGGGCUUUUUAAGGCUAAAGAUGUCCUGUCCUGUCCUGGCAAAGGCUUCACAUGCUUGGCUUUUCAUCUCCAUCCCUGAAGCAGUGUCUGGAAGGGGUUUCCUGCCCUGGGUUGCAUCUGCAGAAUGUGUCAUCAGCCUUUCAAACAACGAGCACUUGCUUUCCUACCCUGAGAAGCUGAGGCUGUGCCAUGGGGCUGUUAGCUCAGAGAAGUCUCCUGUUUGGUGCAAUGUGUGAGGAACCAAGUCUGACUCCUGUUGGAAGGAGCUCCCUGGGGAUGGGGGCAGGACCAUGGUGGGGUAUGGAGGUGACAGAUCUGUACUGUGCAACUUCAGGGUUGAGGGUUGGUUGUUGGUUAUUUCUCCUGAAGCCUUGACUGGAAUAAAAAGUUGCAAUGCCGUA